Messenger RNA from Vitrella brassicaformis, 2559 nucleotides. The record is from the annotation of a GenBank genome assembly. Lineage: Eukaryota; Vitrellaceae.
GGAAUGUCGUGGCUUGGAAGAGGCGCGGCUGCAGCACUCCGUCAAGGGUGCGUGCAGUUGGGUAUGAGAUCCCGCUCCUUCUCGACACUAGCAUCUGCCCUGGAUGCUGAUCUCAUCGGCUUCAUCGGCCUCGGUGAGCAGCAGAGCAGAUCCAACACGGGAGGUUCAUGGUGAUCAUCGUGUGUAUGUAUUGCAUAUAUGUGCAGGCAACAUGGGUCUGCCGAUGGCGUCCAACCUGCUGACGCACGGGCGUAGGCUGCUGGUGUUCGACAUGUCUGAUGAGAGGCUGCAGGAGGCCCAGAAGAGGGGUGCCAAGGCCGCACAGAGCGUCGCACAUGUGGCCCGGGAGGUGAGCGAAGCGACCAUUGAUUGCAGUGCAUCUGCAUGCACCAGGAUGUCUGUGACAUUCCUUCGUUCGUUCCUCCUCUGGCUGGGUGUGGUGUGUGUAGGCUCGCGUCGUGAUGACCAUGCUGCCGGCCACGAAACACGUCAAGGCCGUGUACCUCGGCGAAACAGGUCAGUCAGCAUACAUACACACGUGAGGGACCAGAUGGAUGAAGUGAGGCGGAAAGGUUUAGUGAGUGAGUGCGUCCUCGCUGUUGUGCAGGUCUACUCGCCAAUCUGGGGGAGAAGGGCAGUCUUAUCAUCGACUCGUCGACCAUCGACCCUGUGAGUGCGGAAGAGGUCAACAAGGAGGCCACAUCGGCGGGUUAUCGGAUGGUGGAUGCCCCGGUGUCUGGCGGCGUGCCUGGGGCGGUGGACGCGACGCUCACCUUCAUGGUCGGGGGCACCGAUGACAACUUCAAGGUACGUACGUACGUCCACUACACCUCACCUGUCUGUCGGUCCGCAUGGUUUGCGUGAGUGGUGGCACAAUGAAUGCGACCAAAUCCAUCCUGUCCUGCUGUGCUGUUGUUGUAUCGUUUCCGAUUUGAUGUGUGUGGAUGUCAUGUGCUGUGAUGGGUGGUUCGGUUCAGGCUACCCAGCCGCUGCUGGCCAUGAUGGGCAAGAGUGUGGUCCAUUGUGGGGGCCCGGGCAAGGGAGCAGCCUUCAAGGUAAGCGUCGCAAGCACAGACGCUGGCCAGCCAGAUAAGAUAGCACGUGUGUGUCAAGCAAGACUUGCUUGUGUCGCCCUCCCUCUGCAGGUGUGCAACAACUUGAUCCUUGCCGUGAGCAUGCUGGGCGUGUCGGAGGGCUUCAGACUCGCCGAGUCUCUCGGUCAGCCCAGGCUGCCGUGUGACAGAUCAGAUUCCGGACACGCCUAAUGCAAUGCAAUGCAAGCCACACAAGUGUAGUGUCUGUCUGUCUGCCGUGUGUGUCACACGCAGGCGUGGACCUCAACAAGUUCGCCUCAGUCGUCAACACGUCAUCCGGCAGGUACUGUACUUCCCACACAGACACAUGGACCGGAUGCAUCCGUCCACCCAAACCAGCAGGCACACACACGUCUUCGGGCGGCCCCUCUCUGUGCUGUGGUGUGCAGGUGCUGGUCGUCUGAUACCUACAACCCUGCACCCGGUGUCAUGGAUAACGUACCGGCCUCCAGGUGUGUGAGUCAGUCAGUCCAGUGGACGAACGAUGCGAUUCGAUGGCAUCCAUCACAAUGAAUGCCUAUGCUUCGUGAUUCGAUUCACCAUCCGUCGAUGCCAUGCCAUGUCAUGUGUGCCUUUCAGGGAUUAUGUGGGCGGGUUUGCGAUAGAUUUGAUGGUCAAGGACCUGGGUCUGGCGCUGAGUGCGGCCGAGGUGACCAAGGCACCGCUGCCCGCCACCAAAGAGGCACACCGCCUCUACGGACAAGUCGCCGCCAAAGGUACGUGUAAGUGAAGGCAAUUGAUGAGCGUCAAGACACUCAGGGCUGGCCGCAUGUGUGUGUGUCUUGGCUGCUGUCACUCAGGUCAUGGCUCGUUGGACUUCGGCAGCGUCUACAAGUAUGGCGGCACCUGAAAGAAAGAGUGCGUUGGCCGCGUCGUAUGCCAUCAGCAUCAGUUUUUCGUCGACCUGUCUAGCUACACACACACACACACACACAGAGACACAGACAUUUACACAGCUCUUAUGGUGUCAGUCAGUUUCUUCCCUUGGUCGCCCCUGUGCCCGCCUCGGCUGACUUGCCUCUUGAUCGAUCCACCGACCAAGAGCACAAGUCUGCUGGGCGUGUCACAGCUGGAGGAUGGGGAGGACAGACAGCCUCACUAAUGUGUGAUGAAUCAGUGCAUGGGGCGUCUGUCUUUUUUGGGUGACGAUUGGUUCAUUCUUAUUCCGUUUUGUGCGUCCGUCCGUAGUGGACAGACAAGGCGUGGGGCGGCGCCUUCUCUCUCCUUCCUUUUUUUGAGCCGUACGUGCGUAUCUCGUCAGUCACGGUGAAUGUGUGGUGUGUUGCCGUUGUUGCUGCGGAGGUGCUGCCUGUGUGUAUCACCGCCUGGUCAUAGUCUGUCCAUCCCCUUUGUUUGUAUGUGGUGGGGUGGUGUGUGGCAACACAACCUGACGGACCCACCGUGUGUGUUUUUGUGUGAAUGCCGCGCCCGUCCCAACCACCGGAAGCUGCUCAUUUCGACUCGA